GAAAAGAACAGCCACCCUCUCUCUCUCUCUCCUCCAAAACGCUCUCCAACGAGUCCACCCUCUCUCUCUCUCUCUCUCUCUCCACUCACUCCCUCCCUUCCUCUAAAAUCCCCAAUUCCAAUUUCGAUCCCGAUCGAAGCGUCUUCAAUCCACAAAAAGGGAUAUGUGGCACCAAGUGCCUCGAGUUCUCCACAGCAGAGAUAAUAAGUAAAAGAAAACAAUGGGAGGCUGCUGCUGCUGUUCUUCCAAAGGAACGGAGCUAAAUGCUGCACCAACAUACUAUUACUUUCCAAGGACAUCAGAUGAGCAAGUUCCUUUAUCGUCUCGCCAAGGAGGUGCCUCUGCAGUCUCUACUGGGCUCCUAGUUGAUACAAAUUUGGAUACAUCAAUACCUGACACUUAUAGACCACCUCCUGCCCCUAUUCCAUAUGAUGUGGCUAUAGAAGAUCCUCAUACUCCACCAUCGGUGCAAGAGAUUUGUGGCAGCAAGAGUGAAUCAGCAUUGCAGACAGCAACAAAUUCUGAUUCGGUUCAAGAAGCAGUUGGUCGAAAUACCCGAGAAGCUUCACCCAAGUGUGAAGACCUGAAGGAUGCGGACUGCAAAGCCCAAACUGAUUCAGAACUUGAUCCGUUGAAGAAGUCCGAAGUUGAACUUGAGAAAUCAGUGGAAUCUUUUACUUUAACAAUAGAGGAAGAGGAUCUUUGUCCCACCUGUUUGGAAGAGUAUGAUCCACAAAAUCCAAAAAUUACCACAAAAUGCGAUCAUCAUUUUCACCUUGCUUGCAUUCUUGAAUGGAUGGAACGAAGUGACACAUGUCCUGUGUGUGAUCAGGAAAUGAUAUUUGAGUCUCCAAUCUAGUAUCAUCCAGCAAUUGAAGUCCAGUUCUCUCCAUUUUGAAGUAUGGUUUGAGAUGCCGAGGUUACAAAUGCACGAAGGUUUUUAUUUCCUCCUAUUCUGUGCUCAUGGUUAGGUGCCAGUCACAGAUAUGGUUGGUUUUUGGUUUUGUUUGUGGAGCUAUGCUCGUUCAAAUGCAGUGCCCUUGUGCAUUUGAUUCCUUUCAACUCAAUGAUAAUGAAAAGGAAGAGGGGUUAGAGUUGACACUGGCAUGAAAUUAGUAUUGAACUCGAUUUUCUAUUUGUAGUGCAUACAUCUUAGAUCUUAGAGCAAAGUAUUAUGAAUGGUAGAAUGAAUGACAUGGGUUAAAAUAGAUCAUGAAUAAGGGGAUAGUAGUCAGAUUCAUUGUCCACAAUGGCAGGUUAGUUUCUUUCUUGUUUUCUUGUGGUGAGCCUGGCCAUAUGUGAGCUGCUGAUUUUUGUUCUCUCCCUUGUCAUAUAAAUGGCAUCAAAUUACUGGUCCGUUGCUGGUGGUGGAGUCGUUUAGUGUAUAUGGAGGAUGGAAGGUGAUGGAAGGUUCAUAAUGGUUUUUCAGAUUAUUUAUGUAUAUAACGAGCUUGGUGAUAGGUUUUGAUUGAGUUGAUCGACAUGUAGAUUCGUGUUAUACAUGUUCAACGUUCUGUCUUUUAUUAAUACCAUACAUAUAUACAUAUAGUUGCUCUUUUUUGGUCACCA
Molecule: messenger RNA, 1569 nt
Organism: Malus domestica (apple)
Lineage: Eukaryota; Viridiplantae; Streptophyta; Magnoliopsida; Rosales; Rosaceae
Product: probable E3 ubiquitin-protein ligase RHB1A
Cellular component (GO): cytosol
Molecular function (GO): ubiquitin-protein transferase activity
Source: RefSeq, a predicted model, not a curated record